This is a messenger RNA of Pisolithus orientalis, 1006 nucleotides long. RefSeq lists its product as uncharacterized. Lineage: Eukaryota; Fungi; Basidiomycota; Agaricomycetes; Boletales; Pisolithaceae. The coding region runs from base 274 to 927 and encodes 217 amino acids. The transcript is spliced from 3 exons. The record is from RefSeq and is a predicted model, not a curated record.
AAUCAUUGACGUUCCUGCUCAUGCUCACGAACACAGUGACCAUCUUCAUCCUACCUGUCUUAUUGAUACAUGAGUUUUUGAAUAUGGCUAGAUGCCACGCGUCUCUUGUUGGUAGUUGUUCUGCAGACAGGCGCUACUGUUGCAUUCAGAUGCUGGAGUCCCCAGAUUCAACGCCCGGAUCAAACUCCACAGCGUUGCCGUGCCCACGAUAAUCGUACCUUACCCAGUUCCCCCGGCCAGCUGCUGACGACAUGGGCGUAUGCAAGCUCCUGAAUGCAUACACUGCCGUGGCAUGCUGGAUCACUCCAGCCAUCUAUAAGCGGUGUCUACCUGCAAAUUGUUGCGUAUCCGAUUUUCGUGGAAACAGCACAUUUCUAUAGCGUCUACUUUGCCAUCGUGGCGUAUAUGCAGUCUAGGAUACCUGACAACGUGGACUCACGUAAAGUUGUUCCCUCUUCGGCACAACCAUCAGUACUGCCCUUUAUGGACCCGGAAAUGAGGGAGGGGCGGUUUUCGAUUUCACGUGGGUCGUCGGAUUUUGGGCCUAAUACAUCAAAUCGUUCAUCACACGCUCGACCGCCACUGCUGCCGCUUAUACUUGCUCAACGCCAGCUGACGCUCCCAGUGCAAAGCCAGUCAGUUACCCCUACCAACAACCCAUCACCUUACAGGGGGCCCACCCCACGACGAACCUUGAUCCAUUCCAUUCCAGCACCUCUAACCACAGUCGCAAUUCCAAGCAGUUCCAGACCUUCGUCGAAUCUACAAGUAGGCGUUGUGGGUUUACGACCAGCGGUACGACAUUUGUCGGUGACGUCGUCGCCCAGGAAAAGUAUAUCUUCAUCCGAAGUGGGGAGUUUCCUAAUCACCGAGAGUCCCACAGCACGAUCUCUACUCUGCAAACUCGGACCUUCGUACCUCAUGUAGCUGCAUAACGACACAUGUAUUGUUGGCAAAUGUGUGACAAAGACUCCAAUAUACUGUAGGAUACUUGCAUUGGUAGUGC